AUGUUCUCGUGUUGCUUCCCCACUUCGAGAGGCUGCUGCUUCAGGAAUGGAGGGAAUGAGAGCCUUUUCCGCCGAUGCCGAAGAAGGCUCAUCCCUCACCCCAGACGCCUGUGGCCCUUUGUAAGAAGGUGCACCCGGGUACCACAGGGCAGCCCGGGGCAGGCCCUAGUGGGCCAGGCCACACCAGAGAUCCCAUCGGGGCUGCAUCUGCACACUGCCCUCCUCCAGGAGGAGAUUCGGGAGCCCAUGGAGGCACAGGCACAAGCUCCUGGUCCAUUUGAAGAAAUAGAAGCACUUCCAGCACCAGCUGUUGAGCCAGAGCCAGCAUGGGAAGAGCCCCCUCCAGAGACAGCGCUGGUGGAGGGAGCUCUGGCCAAGGACCAACCCAAUGAGGGGCUGCCUGAAAUUAUGGCACCUGCUGUAGCCACUGACCUUAGCCUUGCAACUGAAAACGCGGCUGUAGAGGGAAGUCGGAGGGAGGGGGUGACCAACACAGCCCCAGCCAGCAGCUCCCAUGCUGCCCCUAGUCCUGGGCACGGUGGCAAACAUGGAGGCGGAGACCAGGGUUUUGAGCCUGGGCUCCUCUACCUCGCUGGAGAGAGGCUUGUGUCAUUCACUAGAGCUGCAGUCCUGCUGCUGCAGGGCCUGUUUAUUCUACUGCUGCUGUUGGGGUCCAUCUGUGUGCAGGAGGUGCUUGAGGGCAUUAAAAGAAGGCUGAGAGGAAGAAUUCCAGUAGCUCCUCCUGCACCCAGAGGCGGCCUCCUCCUCCAGGGAUGGAUGUCUGUCCACAACUGGGCAUCCGGGCUGUUUGCCCCUGUCAUGCUGCCCAGGACAGGCUCUUAA
Molecule: messenger RNA, 843 nt
Organism: Mandrillus leucophaeus (drill)
Lineage: Eukaryota; Metazoa; Chordata; Mammalia; Primates; Cercopithecidae
Product: CMT1A duplicated region transcript 15 protein-like protein
Exons: 2
Coding region: 1-843 (280 amino acids)
Source: RefSeq, a predicted model, not a curated record